AGCGCGUAGUUGCUGCAGGUAAAAAACGGAAACAAAAUACUUUGGUAUAAAAGGCGCUGACCACUCUUUCUGAAGGCAUAAGCAAAGCAACUCUCGAGGCGCAAAGAUCUAAAUCUUAAGUAUCUUAAAUUUCGAUAAUUAUUACAACAAAUUAAGAAAAAUGAUUCCCAACACCACGUUUCCAGCAUUCGGACAAUGUUGUUAUGAAAACGCACCACCAAAUGCGUAUGGACGGUAUAAUGUAUAUGGUAAUAUACAGCCAACAUCUAUCUAUGGUAAUCCACAUAUACAUCAAACUUCUUCACAAUCACCGCCUACAACACCUCCACUGACAGAUAAUGGUCCGUAUUCACCGGCUACAACAAUUGCAACGGAUAACCGCAACUAUUCGCGAACAGUAUAUACUCGUGAGCAAGUGGCCGAAUUGGAGACCGAAUAUAGAAUUUGCAAGUUUGCCACAGGUCCUCGUAGAAGACAAAUAGCGGAACGAAUAGGCGUGGAUGAGUUAAAAAUAAAAGUAUGGUUUAAAAAUAGAAGGGCCAAAGAUAAGAAGCGUUCGGCGAUCACCCCUUCUAAUUCCGAGGAAAAUCGGUUGUCUUCUGAAAUAUUGGACUCUUCAAAUAAUCCCAACGAAGAAGCAUCACCAACUAGCCAAAAUUCAUUAAAAAGGAUGAGCGACGACAUUGAUGACUUGCUGCAAGCAUUUGAGGACUAUAUUCGGGAAAAAAAUGAACUACUACAACCGCCUUUAAAGAAACCUAAAGUGGAAAUAUUGGAGCACAUGAUAUUCAAUCCAACUACAAAUUGUUGGGUUCGAUACGAUUCUUUAUGUCCGAUGUGAAAAUAUGAUAAUUUCCUUGUUUAUAUAAUGUGAUAACUUAAUUAAAAAUGUUCAAUAAAUCCUUUAAGAGAAAUUAUUUUAUUC
Molecule: messenger RNA, 925 nt
Organism: Bactrocera dorsalis (oriental fruit fly)
Lineage: Eukaryota; Metazoa; Arthropoda; Insecta; Diptera; Tephritidae
Product: homeobox protein Hox-B4-like
Exons: 2
Coding region: 161-841 (226 amino acids)
Biological process (GO): regulation of transcription by RNA polymerase II; cell differentiation
Molecular function (GO): DNA-binding transcription factor activity, RNA polymerase II-specific; RNA polymerase II cis-regulatory region sequence-specific DNA binding
Source: RefSeq, a predicted model, not a curated record